This is a messenger RNA of Juglans microcarpa x Juglans regia, 1513 nucleotides long. RefSeq lists its product as uncharacterized. The record is from RefSeq and is a predicted model, not a curated record. NCBI's taxonomy places the organism in Eukaryota, Viridiplantae, Streptophyta, Magnoliopsida, Fagales, Juglandaceae. The transcript has 9 exons. The coding region runs from base 79 to 1146 and encodes 355 amino acids.
ACGAUAAACGUAGGCUGGGAGUUAAAAAGCUGCCCAUCCAACCAGCAAACUCCGUUCAAAGGCUCUGUUUCGUUCAAAAUGGGCGUACCGGCGAGUGCUGAAACGUAUCGUAUCGGGCUGGACGAGUCUUAUCGGCCACUCCCUUCUCUCUACUUGGCCUUCUUGUCGAUUUGGUUCGUCUCUGCUUGUUCUUGGACAAUGAAUACCUACAAAAACCGCCACUUUCAGACGAAUAAUUUGCAGUGGUUGCUCGCUUCUGUUCCGUUGAUUAAAGCACUGCAACUCACCCUGUCUUUCCUCUUCUGGUAUUCUUGCUUCAAUUUUCAGGUAUGCUCUCUAUGGAUGUCAUUCGGGGUCUACAUAACUGCCGUGCUCUUUCAGACAGCUUGUUUCGUGUCCUUUUUGCUCAUUUCUCAUGGUUACUGCAUCAUGUGUGAGCGUCUUUCUGUUACUGAGCGCCGUACUACUGCUGCACUUGGUUGUGUCUUUUACUUGACUCUUGUUGGUUACAGAGCUUCUGUACCUUACUUCACAGUGCUUCUGCUUCUUAAUUAUCUUGUAUCAUUCUAUGUGAUUUUCCACCAUAUAUCACAAAAUCUAUCUGUAUUAAGGGAACAAUUGAGUUUCAUAGAGGAUGAGGAUGUUCAGACAAUGCAUGAUGCAGUUUAUACAAAGUACACAAUGUUCAAAAAAUUUCAGGGCGUGAUGCAGAUAGUAGCUAUUGCAGAAACUGUGAUACACAUGAACCUGGAUGACUCAUCAGAAACUUACUGGCUUCGCUUGCUAGUUCGAGAAUGGGCACAAUUCUGCAUCUUUAUGUAUAUUGGGUGGACUUUCAGGUCACAAGACAUGACACCACGUUUCUCUGUUAUGCCAACUUUGAAGUCUAAAGGGGAGAAUGUGGUCCCUCCCAUCUACAGUAUCGAAAUGGAUGCGGCAACUUUCAGAAAUUUUAGCAGACAUCGAUGGCACAUUGGGGUGCCGACUUCUCCUUCCUGCGAAGGCUCUAAAGAUGCGAUUCUGGUAAUAAUUCAACCCCCACAUGCAUAUUGGCUGACAAAGCCUGACGUUUCUUCUCCAAGCUCAUCCAGUAUUGCGACUUCUUCGACAGAUUCCAAUACCAGUUCAUUUUCAUGCAAUAUAUAACAAACAAAACUGUCUGUAGAAUAGAUCUAGUUCAUAGCAGCAGCUAGCUGAUUCCUGCUUAUUGAAGUUGCGACAGGCUCUGCAGGCUGCAGCAGUUUUUAUUCAUACUUCAAAGCUAUACACGGUUUUUCUGUUUACACAAAUCCGAAAAAGGGCUUCAAUUGGUGAGAGUUUAAGUCCAUUAAUCAAUCUUAUUCAUGUACUGAGCAGGCGAGCAAUCUUUUAUUUCUUUUUUGAAGGCAUGUAUCGAUUAAUUUUAAUUGUAUAUUCUCUGUUCUUGGUGUUGGUAGUUACCAUUUUGUAUGCCUGCCUCUUCGAGAUGUAUCCUUCAUUAUAAUGCAAUUGAGAUAAUAUUGCUUGGAUCCAA